Cordyceps militaris CM01 is the source of this 1515-nucleotide messenger RNA. RefSeq lists its product as uncharacterized. NCBI's taxonomy places the organism in Eukaryota, Fungi, Ascomycota, Sordariomycetes, Hypocreales, Cordycipitaceae. The record is from RefSeq and is a predicted model, not a curated record. The transcript has 2 exons. The coding region runs from base 1 to 1515 and encodes 504 amino acids.
AUGAACGCCGCGACCGACUUUUACCGGUCGCAGGUGGGCGGCACCGGUGUCAUCAACUACAGCUACACAGAUUUUCCCUGGCGCCUCUUCAUCAAAGAUGUCUAUUAUUUCUUCGUCUACUGCUGGGCGCUGCCAUGGGUCGUCUUGCCGCUCACGCCGACUGACUCGGGCGAGUUGGACGAACUCUACCCCAGCUGGGCCAACCUGUGGUGCCUCGCCGUCCACGGCAUUCUUAUCCUCCUCCAGACCAUCUUCAUUCUUGGCCUGCUUGUCGCUGUGCUCUUUCCGGUAUGGCUCGGCGCCAUCUUUGCCGGCGGCUGCCUGUUCCUCAACUGGCUGCUUUGUCUCCUCCUGAACGGCAAAACUAUGACUUUCCGAUCAGACGAGAAAUACGCCAAGGCUCUGCCAGAGCAUGAGCACGAGCAGUGGAUUUUCUUGAAUGGUGUUGCUGCAGGGGAGCAUUGGAUGAAGAAUAACUUAAACCGACUUGCCAUUACAUUUGGCCGACCGAUACUUGGCGUCCAUAACCGCACCUCUGGCAUCAUAUUCGACGUUAUCGAGUGUCUUAUCCAGCGAAACUUUUCUUACGCCACCAACGACGUUCGCGUAUGCUACAAAAUUCUCCGAGAUGUACUGUACGACCCGUCAAAAACGAAAGUCAUAUUUGUUCUGCAUUCGCAAGGUGGAAUCGAAGGCGGGUUGGUACUAGACUGGCUUCUUCAAGAGCUGCCCCAAGAUCUCCUGUCCAAGUUGGAGGUGUACACAUUUGGCAACGCCGCGAACCAUUUCAAUAAUCCUCAUCGCCAUGCUGAGUCGCAGGCUCUCACAAUUAAGAAACCACGAGAAGCCCUGGCAACACUGGUAACGGAAACGAGCAUCUCGGGUAUGCAAGUCGAUGUAUUAAUAGAUGCGGGUGACGGCAAGCCGCCAUCGCUCGUCACCCAUUCAUCGAGCAUGUCAACAUCGACGCGAAGCUGGAACGCGGCACAAGAUCGUGCCAUUGGCUACAUUGAACAUUUUGCGCACACGACAGACUUUGUCGCGAUGUGGGGAGUUUUGCAUUUUGCGACAAAUAGAAUGGGUUCGCCACAGCUGCCCAGAUUCAUGGGACGCCUGUUCAGUCGGUCGACUAGACGUGGUGGCCACCAGUUCAAUCAGCAUUAUAUGGACGGCAUGUUUCCGCUGGAGAGGGAUGCUCACACCGGAGCAUUUAUCGGCGCCGCGGAAGAAAACGAAUUCAUGGAAGAGACGAUCAAAGUCGGUAAGGAGGGCGCCGCCAUGGAUAACACGCGCGAGGCCUUUGACAUUACCUACAUGGGCACGACAGGAUUUGGAAGCGGCAACAUUUCGACGCCGGUGGAAGUGCAUGGGACUCCUACCAAGAAGAAGUCGACACAUGAAUUCAAGGUCAAGGACGUGUGUCGGCUUUGGAGCUACAGAAAUGGACGAAGUCCGCAUGAUACCACGUCAGUGACGGGUGCCGCGGCCAUUAUGGCGCGCACUGCCACUCUUUAG